This is a messenger RNA of Cuscuta europaea, 719 nucleotides long. The record is from the annotation of a GenBank genome assembly. NCBI's taxonomy places the organism in Eukaryota, Viridiplantae, Streptophyta, Magnoliopsida, Solanales, Convolvulaceae.
AUACAUCCAUAUCCUCUAGCCGCCAUUUUAAACAUGGAUGUCGCUAAGUUUGUAAACAUUUUGCUUAUCCCCUGCUUUUCUUUGGGAGUAUGUUCGCACUUAAAAAAAUAAGAGCUUCUAUUUCAUAUCCCAAACUGUAAAGAUGUUAUGGCGAUGAAACGAUGAAUAAUAUGGAUAUAGAAUCAGUGAAAAGAGGGUUGAGUUAUUACACAAGAAAAAACAAGAAAUGGGUUAUUGCUGUGGGAAUCUUAGGAUUCACUAGUUACAGUGCAUAUAAAUCUUACAAUUCACCAGCUAUGGUGAAAAGGAGGCAGAGAUUUUUGGGAUUAUUUGGCUCCUUAGCUUCUUUAGCUGAAAUGGCAUCUAACUCAGCUAAUUCAAUUUCCAUUCUUUCAAAAGAUCUGAAUGAAUUUAUACAGUCAGAUUCGGAUCAAGUUCCUCCGAGUAUAAGGCAGAUUUCCAAGAUCGCCAAAUCAGAUGAGGUCUCAGAGUCUCUGGUUAGGAUCACGGCGUCUGUAACCACGGGGGUUCUUCAAGGCUGCCAAAACACGACUGGUACUACUUUUUUAGCAACAGCUUCUGGGUUCGGCGUUGAUCGGGUUUUGGAUAAGCUGUUCACCGACGCUGGCUCUGGUUUUGCGUCGGCCGUCGUGGGGAGCUUCGCGAAUAACUUGGUCAUGGCGGCGUUCUAUUCAGCCAGUCCGGCCGAUGGAAUGAGG